AAAGCUCAAGCUGGAGCAGAUGUCCCCUGGGCAAGAUUGAGGGACUUGCCAGGAUCUGUGGUAGCUGAGAAUUGGGGAUGCACAAGCAUUUAAUCAUCAUUCACCCUUUGUGCUGUGCUCACCGGUGUCUUGUUCUGAAGUGGUGAUGGGGAAGAACUCCCAGAGCCCACUCUGUGUUAUUUUUAAUAACAUUUUGGGGUCUAGGAAAUCUAGCAAUUAGCAUCAGCCCCCCUCUGCGACUGACCUGCACGAUGUGCCGGGGCAAGCCACUUCACUCGAUUCUCUGAAAAACGUAUUUUCCCCGCUUUUGGCUGAUUCCUACCUUUUCGGCGGAGGAGCGCUGCGAGGAGCCCUGCGGCCUCGGGGCGGGCCCGCGGGGAAAGCACAGAUAAAAAUGGAAAAGACUCAGCUAUCCAGCUUGACGUUUCUGCCUAAGACCCCAGCAGCCGAGCAGAUGAAGCGUUUCUCCUAAAUGAAGGGACUGAGUGAGAUGCACAGCUGAUAGUUUCUUCCCUGUUCUAGGCUUGGCUCUGUCAUUGACCUCUUUGGUGACCACAGGCAAUUUCCUGCCCCUUCGCUUUCCCUUCUAAAAUGGUUUCCUGCAUCCUACAGGUAAAUUUUAAUUAACGCAGGCAAAAGGGCCUCCAGUCUUUGGAGAGGGUUUGAAAAAAUCUUGCCUGAAUGUUUCUGAGUGUUGUUCUGCUUCUAGCUGCUCAGCAUGUCUUGGCUGCUCCAGCUCUGCACGCUCUGACCAUGAGCAGCAAUUCCUCCCUCAGCAACGUGAAGGGCCUGAGGAACCUUACCACGCACGACGAUGGGGCGGUCAGAGUGACGGAGUCCGUUGCUAUCAUCGUCAUUGCUAUCUUCAUCUGUUUGGGCAACCUGGUGAUUGUUGUCACGCUCUAUCGGAAGUCUUACCUUCUCACGCUGAGCAACAAGUUUGUGUUCAGCCUGACCCUCUCCAACUUUCUACUCUCUGUGCUGGUGCUGCCUUUUGUUGUCACCAGCUCCAUCAGGCGGGAAUGGAUCUUCGGAGUUGUUUGGUGCAAUUUCUCAGCCCUGGUCUACAUGCUGAUCAGCUCAGCCAGCAUGCUUACACUCGGACUCAUAGCUAUAGACCGGUACUAUGCUGUGCUGUACCCGAUGGUUUACCCGAUGAAGAUAACAGGCAACAGAGCGGUGGUAGCUCUUGUGUAUGUGUGGCUACAUUCCCUCAUUGGCUGCCUCCCUCCCCUUUUUGGCUGGUCAUCCUUGGAGUUUGACCAGUUCAAGUGGAUGUGUGUGGCGGCCUGGCAUAAAGAGGCUGGCUACACUGCCUUCUGGCAGAUCUGGUGCGCGUUGCUGCCUUUUGUGGUCAUGAUGAUCUGCUAUGGAUUCAUUUUCCGCGUGGCAAGGAUUAAGGCCCGCAAAAUCCACUGUGGCAGCGUCAUCAUCGUGGAGGAGGACUCCCAGAGGAACGGGAGGAAGAACUCCAGCACCUCCACGUCUUCGUCUGGCAGCCGAAGGAAUGCUUUCCAAGGGGUUGUUUACUCAGCCAACCAGUGCAAAGCUUUCAUCACCAUCUUGGUUGUCAUCGGUGCUUUCGUCAUUACAUGGGGGCCUUACAUGGUAGUAAUUACCUCAGAGGCACUUUGGGGAAAAAACAGUAUUUCCCCAGCCUUGGAGACAUUAGCUACGUGGUUGUCCUUUUCCAGUGCCAUUUGCCAUCCACUAAUUUAUGGACUGUGGAACAAGACAGUGCGCAAGGAGCUACUGGGAAUGUGCUUUGGGGAUCGGUAUUACCGUGAGUCCUUUGUUCAGCGCCACAGGACAUCCAGGUUAUUCAGCAUUUCCAAUAGGAUCACAGAUCUGGGUCUAUCUCCUCAUCUCACUGCCCUCAUGGCAGGUGGGCGGCCGUUAGGAAACAGCAGCAGCACAGGAGACACAGGCUUCAGCUGCUCACAGGAUUCAGGAACAGAUGCAAUGCUUCUUGAAGAUUAUAGUUCAGAUGGCCCUCAUGCCCCACACUGCAUCUGUCCUCCUCGAAGGAGGAGUUCAGUGACAUUUGAAGAUGAAGUGGAGCAAAUUAAAGAAGCUGCAAAGAAUUCUGUUCUUCACGUAAAAGCCGAAGUCCAUAAAUCUCUGGACAGUUAUGCAUCCAGUUUAGCAAAAGCUAUUGAAGCUGAUGUGAAAAUCAGCUUGUUUGGGGAAGAUGCUUUACCAGGAGCUCUGUUGUUCCCUGUGCGGGCUCUGCCAGCAGGCAGUAUGAACACACGGCGUGGUGUCAGGCCCCACGCUGACAAGAGACUUAAGUUGCAGAGCAUCGAUGAAGGGAAUAUUUGACAGGAGCAUUGGAGUAAGAGAGCAGAAUGAAACCACUGAAUGGGAUCUAUGACAGCUGUUAGUGCUUCUACAGAACCAGGACACCUUGUCAGGGUAUUUUAAGUGUUUUUUCAACACUUGAAAACCAGCUGAAUUCUGGUACUUACAUCAGCAUUUGUUUACAGUUUAGGGUGCUGUUGACUCUUUUGUGCCAUGUCUUAAAUCUGCCACACAGUGCAUGGGAAUGACCAGAUCAUUAAUCUGUUGGAUCUUGGGUCCGUUAUUGGCCAAAGCCGAUACAGGAAUGAAAAAGGAAAAGCAUGUGCAGUGUUUAAUUCAUUGAUCCUUUUCUGACCACCAGGAUAAUCAGUUUAUACUUGAUAGCUGGAGUGCUCUGAUAGGAACUCAUGCAGUGGAUAUUACGUACAACCUUACAGUCACAGACUCCCAAAUGAGGAGCAUGGACUUCACUAAGGGCAAAACCUGAACUUUUUUGAGAACUCAUGCUAAUUAUGGUCCUACUUACCCUUGCUAGCAGGUAUUUCUGGCUGUUUGGCCAUCAGAAUGCUAGAUCUGCAAGCAGACCGUGCGUUGCUCCUGCAUUAUGAGACACCAGCUUCUCUAGAUGUGUGUGGGAGCAGACCUGUGCUGGAAAUACUGCAAAGAUGCUAUUUGAGGAAAUCAUCAGUGCAGGGUUCUUAAGUUUCUCUGAGAACCUCACUUCCCUGUUUUUUCUUUUGCUAGAAGGGCACUCUGCAGCUGUGCUAAGCUUGACAGAAUAUAAAUAAGGUAUUACCACUUCAUAUUCAGGAUUCAUCUUUUCUAGAGUGAGCAGUUCUGUAAGUUGGUUUUUGGUUUUUUUAAUCAUGAGGGAAUGUAGUAUUUAAGCUAUAGUUACCUCAGUGCAUAUAUUUCUUGGAGUAUUAACUCAUUACUCUCUAAAAUAAGAACAUUUGGCACUUCUAUUGCACUUUGCCUGUUCUUAAGCACUGUACAGAUGUUAUCUUGUUAGGCCUUUCUGAACAGGUUGGUCAGCUGUGCUUGCCAAAGAAGGGGGAAGCUUGGCAACAGUCAAGCUGCUGGCAGUGAAAUGAGCUGCAAAGGUGGAAAGGUUUGUGACAAAAAGAGGGAUGAGGCAGAUUGUACAAGUGUGCCUGGCUUGAGGAACCUUUCCGUGCCUUCCCAGGCUGGCCUCUUCCUUCCUUUGUGGGGUUACAGCCUUGCCUUACUGCUUAUCUCAGAGAGGGAGAUGUAAGUGAAUAGGGUCAUUUCUUGGGGGUGGGUGUCAGUAGCCAAUGGAUUUAAGGACCAAGGAUUUUCAUUGUUUACUCCAUGUUCUCGCCCGUGCCUCCACCUUUCCCCAGAAGUGGUUUGUACAAGUUUUUGCUGUAGAAUGUUUGGGAAUCGGGCGCAGGACGUUUCCAUCUGGGCAAAAACUGGGUGUACUGUACGCUUGUUAAAUUAUGACUCGUUCAGAGGCACAGAAACAAACCAUUUUUGAGGCAGAGCCUCUGUCCAGUACUGUGCUUAGACAUCCUAUUUGUGUUCCCAACUCAGAAAUACAGUUCAGCACAAGCUUAUGUCCAUCUCUGGACAAAGCAGCUUGACUUUAUGAACUAGCCUGAAUCCCGUUACAUUCCCAUGUAGGAUAGAACUGCAUGCUUAAAAUUCAGUACGUGGUUUGCUGAUUAAGAACAGGCUGUUAAAGCAAGAACACUUAAGCACCAGUAAGAUGACUCCUUGUGUAAUACAGGAAUUAAACAGCUAAUAAUAGUGAGGCCCUCACUGCUGUAUAUUUUGCUUUUAGUGUGUUAGAUAAAUUGGCACCUGUGGGCAAUCAUUGAAAAAUAAUUAAAAAUCCCAGUAUUAGCCAGGAAACGCCCUGCACUGAGGUCAUUAUUGUGAUCAUUACACAGUUGCUCAUAGUACUCAGCACUUCUUAAGGUAUAUACUUGCCUUAGAUGACUUGUUUUAUCUGCAUCCCUUUUAUUGCGUAUUCCAGCUUCAAAACCAGUCGAGCAAAGUUGUUGCUGGAUGUGAAAAGGGCAUGGGUGAGUGUGAAUUCAUUGUGGUGGGGUCAGUGCUAGCUGAAAACGAUGUAUAUUAGGAGGAAAAAUUCCGAGGCACGUGUGAAAGCACGUUUUUCACACAGGUGCUGAGCCAAAUGCAGCCUUCAGGCAGGUCAGUGGCGUUGCACCAGUUUACACCAUGAUUUGGCUGUCAGUGUUGGUUUCACUAAUCUGUUAUUUAGUGUAAAUGUUGUUAAUGUUUUUGUUACACACGUUAUAAACUUUCCAUAAUUCUGUUAUUACCAGAGUCAGUAUCUCACCUGAAUUGUUGUUAACAAAAGCAGUAAUAAAGAAAUGCACACGUUUUGUAAAAUUGUAUUUCCCACCUUAAAUACAAAAGGAA
This is a messenger RNA of Athene cunicularia (burrowing owl), 4713 nucleotides long. It is a transcript of the gene GPR161, whose product is annotated as G protein-coupled receptor 161. Gene Ontology annotation, cellular component: recycling endosome; membrane. Gene Ontology annotation, molecular function: G protein-coupled receptor activity. The transcript has 8 exons. Gene Ontology annotation, biological process: G protein-coupled receptor signaling pathway. Lineage: Eukaryota; Metazoa; Chordata; Aves; Strigiformes; Strigidae. The record is from RefSeq and is a predicted model, not a curated record. The coding region runs from base 682 to 2322 and encodes 546 amino acids.